UUUAACUAUUUAACCUUAACUGUUCAGGAAAUUAAGCUUAUAAUUAUGUCCUUAGGAUCAAAGUUCUGAUCGUACCAGUCUUUCUUCAGUGGGAGCCCAGGAUUCUGAAUCUACCUCUUUGACAGAUGAAGAUGUCUGCCAUGAGUUGGAAGGAGCCACUUCCUCCCAGGAGACCGGUGCUGCUUCAGGGACUAAGGGAAUUGAUCUCAGCCGAACAAGCCUGGAGAGUUCUGCCUCCUUGGAAGGAUCCCUGUCAAAGUAUGCCCUACCUGGGAAAUCAGAAGGAACAUCUUUCCUCAGCACGAGUAAUACAAAUAUCUUCCAGAACUAUGCAAUGGAGUGCCGUCUCCUCUGCAGGUCCUCAUCUCGAGCUGCUCCCGGUGUAGGACUUGUGACUGUCUCGUCCAUGAUGAGGAGAUCAUGGCCGGCUGGACGGCGGAUGACUCCAACCUCAACACAACGUGCCCAUUCUGUGGCAACCUCUUUCUGCCCUUUCUGAACAUUGAAAUAAGAGAUUUAAGGCGACCUGGAAGGUACUUCUUGAAGUCUAGCCCAUCUACAGAAAAUGUACAUUUUCCCUCCUCCUGCCCAAGCCAGACGAGGCCGCCUUGCAUUUCCGCAUCAGCCUCGGGUCUUGACACAUCUGCUGUCUCUGUUCAGGGGAAUUUUGAUCUAAAUAGCAAAUCUAAACUGCAGGAAAAUUUCUGUACCCGAAGUAUUCAGAUCCCUGCUAAUAGAUCAAAAGCAGCGAUGUCAAAAUGUCCACUAUUUCCAAUGGCCAGAAGUAUAAGCACUUGUGGCCCCUUGGACAAGGAGGACACUGAGGGACAGAAACUUAUUCCUACAGGCAGCCUUCCAGCCACUUUGCAAGGAGCUACAGAUUCUUUAGGAUUCGAAUGGCACCUUCCAAGUCCAGAUCCUGUCACUGUCCCAUAUCUUAGUCCUCUAGUGGUGUGGAAGGAACUUGAAAGCUUGUUGGAAAAUGAAGGUGACCAUGUGAUAACAGUGGCCGACUUUGUGGACCACCAUCCGAUUGUGUUUUGGAACCUGGUGUGGUACUUCAGACGCCUUGACUUGCCCAGCAACUUACCAGGAUUGAUUCUUUCUUCUGAGCACUGUAAUAAGUAUUCAAAGAUUCCCCGCCAUCGUAUGUCUGAAGACAGUAAACACGUCUUAAUACAAAUGCUGUGGGACAACAUGAAGCUGCACCAGGACCCGGGACAGCCCCUGUACAUUCUCUGGAAUGCCCACAGUCAAAAUCGUACUCUUUUGUUUGAGACCCAAAAAUAUCCAAUGGUCCAUUUAUUGCAAAAAAGUGAUAACUCAUUUAACCAGGAACUAUUGAAGAGUAUGGUAAAGAGCAUUAAAAUGAAUGAUGUCUAUGGACCAAUGAGUCAGAUUUUAGAGACACUGAAUAAGUGCCCGCAUUUUAAAAGACAGCGGAGUUUAUACAGAGAAAUCCUGUUUCUCUCACUCGUGGCAUUGGGAAGAGAAAACAUUGACAUAGAUGCUUUUGAUAAAGAGUACAAGCUGGCAUACGAUCGUCUCACACCAAGUCAAGUCAAGAGCACACACAACUGUGACAGGCCACCGAGCACGGGGGUGAUGGAGUGUCGGAAAACCUUUGGAGAACCUUAUCUUUAAAAUGUGCGUGUGUAUAUUCAGUGUACAUUGUAUAGUCAGUGUGUAAAAUAACACUUUUAGACUCUAGACUUUUUUCUUCAAUUCUGAGAUCCAGUUUGUAAAUGGCCCAGAAGGUCCACCCAGUUUGUGUACAGACUGUUAGGAAGAGGACAGUGGCCAGUGAGGAAAAGCCGUGUUAUUUCCCUUUUUUUUUUUCCCUAUUUAACUCCUCUGUAAUAAGUAAUUAAGUAUUUUUGUGAUGAGGGAAUCCCUACCCAAAAUUAGUUGCCAUAAAAUAAGACAACUGUUUUAUGGUUUCUCUCAGAAAAGACGGAUUGAAAAAUCAUGGAUGGAACCUAAACAGACAUGUGAGAUCAAAGCGUUUUCUGAUUUCAUAGACUGUUCAGACGUUUUGACCAUGAAGUUGUAUUAUAUAUAUUUUAAAUUGUUUAUAGUAAGUUGAUAUUUUUUUAAUUUUUAAAUUUAAUAUAGCAAACUUAAAAUGAAUUUAAACUUAUAAAGCAAGCAAGUGCUUAUUUUCCUUUUCUGCUGCUAUUUGAAGUAAUUAGUGCAGCUGCAGAUCUCCCUAUGUGUAUAUCUGUCUAUAUUUUUUUUAUUCCUUGGGAGAAUGGAUUUUAAAAUGUCAGUGCUAGUGUCAGUGUUGUCCUAGGAUUGCAUGUUAGUGCCCUGACUUGACUGCACUGAAGAAGUCAUGCAAGGGGGUGCCCCACCCAGGCCAACUCAUCAAGCCUUGUGAGGGGAGCACCAGAGUCCACUGUGCCACGACUCUGGAAUGUUCUUUGUUGCAAUGGAUACAUGCAGUGCACAGGGAGACCGCUUACAAAUCCAAAUAUCCAUUGAAACUUUAACAUCCUACAUGAAAACUUACAUUGGGAAAUAUGCAGACAGUUGACUCUGUUCCAAAUUUUACCCUUAAUUUAAUAUCUAAAAUAUUGGGAAUGAUGCAAAUUAUACUACAGAAUAUUUAUCUGAAAUAUGAGUUACUGAGAUAUUCUGUUAAUACUAUAUAUAAAUAUUCAAAAUAUUUUUUCAAAAGUAGAAAAAUAACCCUCUAAAAGUACAGCUUUUCCCAUAUUGAGGAACUUAGCUUUUUCAAGAAGCUUCAAUGUCUGAAGUGUGUGGAAACUAAUAUGCAGAAAUAUCCAGAAAUCAGACAAUAAAUUGUUUUGAAACACCAUGA
Messenger RNA from Carlito syrichta (Philippine tarsier), 2824 nucleotides. RefSeq names its product C-myc promoter-binding protein-like. The transcript has 11 exons. Gene Ontology annotation, cellular component: cytoplasmic vesicle. The record is from RefSeq and is a predicted model, not a curated record. NCBI's taxonomy places the organism in Eukaryota, Metazoa, Chordata, Mammalia, Primates, Tarsiidae. The coding region runs from base 421 to 1644 and encodes 407 amino acids. Gene Ontology annotation, biological process: regulation of Rab protein signal transduction.